Molecule: messenger RNA, 3171 nt
Organism: Rhopalosiphum maidis (corn leaf aphid)
Lineage: Eukaryota; Metazoa; Arthropoda; Insecta; Hemiptera; Aphididae
Exons: 15
Coding region: 1-3171 (1056 amino acids)
Biological process (GO): regulation of transcription by RNA polymerase II
Cellular component (GO): nucleus
Molecular function (GO): RNA polymerase II transcription regulatory region sequence-specific DNA binding; DNA-binding transcription factor activity, RNA polymerase II-specific
Source: RefSeq, a predicted model, not a curated record
AUGACCGUUGGUCUGGAUAACUCGGAUAAUGCUUAUCAGUUUAUGCAAUGCAUGUAUUGCUUCAAGCAGUUCGAUACGGAAAGCAUAAAUGUAUUAGCCAACCACAUCACCGAUAAAUAUACUUUUUGUAAAUACUUCUGUCGGUAUUGUUUGUACCGUGCAUAUACAGCUUCACACGUUUUAAUCCACGAGUAUGUAUUUCAUAAAGAUCAAAAGCCUUCAAUAUUAAAACUCAAGAACCUCCGAGGCGAACGGAAAGAAGUAGUAAAGGCGAUUGACUUUAAAAAAUUUGUGUUGCCUUAUGUUUGCAACAUUGGAUGCUGUACUUUCUCUUCUUAUAUCAAUAGUGAUUUCUUGUCUCAUUUGAGACUGGAGCAUGUACAUUGUGACCGAUUAUCUUGUGACCUUUGUGCUAAAAACAAUGACGAAGGAUUUAUUUCGUUCAAUCCGAAAUUAUUUGUUAAACAUUUUAAUUUGCAUUGUAUUAACACAUAUCAAUGCAUUUUCUGCUUGUUUGGUGCUGAAUGUAUGAAUGUCAUGAUAAUUCACUUAGCAAUGGAGCAUUUUGAAUAUGAACCUUUAUGCUUGGAACGUUGUCCGAAAAACGAUUUUUGCGACGGCAACACAAUUAAAAACCUUAAAAUUUUAAAUAUUAAGAAAUAUGUAAGCGAUGAGAUAAUAGAAAUAGUGAGUACGACUUCAUUAAAAAAUGCUGAUGGUAUAAGAGAAUGUCCAACUAAAGAGAUAAAUGAAUUAUGUCCAAUGGAUCCCGUUGACAGAUGUACAAAUACCAAACCAGAUGACAUCGACAAUACUCCUCAGCUCUUAAGUAAAAUUUUUAAAAAAAUUGCACAAUCAACGAGAAACACAUCAACUCCAGCUAUUGAUAAUAACAAAAAUAACAUGAUUAUAUUAUCUGAUGAAGAUAAACGAACCGUUCCAGGGGAUGCAGAGCAAAUUCAAAAUGUCAAGGCUUUAAUCGUAAAUGACAAAAAAAAUCCACCACAACUGUCAAAUUAUGAACUUAUAAACGAUUUUAAAUUAGAAAAAGAUACUGAAAUACAAAUCAAUGGAAAAUGUUUAGAACACCUUUCUAAUGAAUCUGUUGAUGAAGUCUUCCUAGAUGGACUUUCAUAUGAAGAUCACUUGAACAACUGUCCAGUAGAAGGUCCUAAAGAGUGUACUUUUUGUUUGGCACAGUCAAAGUCGACAUUUGAGGUUGUCGAAGUUCCAAAACUCCUUAGACCGAACCGUUUCACGUGCACUUUUUGUAACUUGGAAUUACCGUCUAGUGACAUUGUCAAGAACCACGUAAAAGAAGAACAUCACAUUUCUAACCUCGAGUUCGUACCUGUAGAUAUUAAUGCGACCGAUAUUGAGAAAGACAAAUUUCUCGUAUGCCAGGAUAAAUCUUCUAGAACGAAAAAACGAUCUAAUGAUUGUAUCGUUUUAACGGAUAGUUCUGAGAGUACUAUUGUUCUUCAAAAGAAGCGUUCUAAAGUUGUUAACAAGCAAGAUGAUUCUCAAUUAACUAUAUUUCCGGAUACUUUGCAUACAUCUGAAAAGUUUACUAGACCUAACAGGGUUGAAUCAAAGCAACAACACAAAAUCCUAAAAAGAAAACAUUCCACCGAGAGCUACGAAGACAACAACAGAAAAAUACCUAGCCAAUAUAAGUCAAACGAUCUGGGUGUUACAAUAGCAAUGUAUUUUUCUCCUGACAAUAUUAAUAACAUUCCACGAACAGAAUAUUUCUUGCAACCGAUGGGAUGUUUACUUUGUGAGUAUGAAACUAAGGUACGAUCAAAACUAGUCUCACACAUCAAGAAACAUAGAGUAAAGCCAGAUGAAUCGACUAAGAAAAUUUCUAAAUCUAUUCCAUGUAAUUCCAAGUCUAUAUUUACGUCCAUGAAUAUGACCAAUUUAUCCACCAGUUCAUUUAAAGCUCAAGAAAAUGAAAAGGUAAUAGAACGAUUUUACGAUUAUCCUCAGUUCGUCUCAAAAAGAAAACGUUUUAAAUGUUCUAUAUUUAGAUGUGAUUUCAUUGGUUUGAAUAUCGAAAUUCUGAAGUCUCAUAUACUUAAAUAUCAUCCAAAUUUUUGGUGUUAUAUAUGUCCACAUUGUAAACCAAUACCGACUAGGGUCGUCGGUAUACGUGAAAUGAGGUUGCAUUUAAAUUAUCACGGCGAAGACUUAUACAUUUGUCAGUAUUGUAGUUACUUUCAUUAUAAACGUGAAAAAAUAGAAGCACACCAGAAAAGAAAACAUCCGUCACAAAUGAAUGGCAAAAAAAAAUUAAAUGUCAUCGCGAUCAGAAGACAAACUCCUAUUAAAAAAAUAGCUGAAUGGAUAUGUAAAUUAUGUACCUUGGGUGUCAAGUAUACUUUAACUGAGAUGGCUAAACACUUGUUAACGGUCCAUAAAAUAUCAAACAUGUUUAAAUGCUCAAUAUGUUUAUAUAAUCAUAGUGAUUAUGAGGUGUUUAAAAAACAUUUCAAGUUGAAUCAUCCAUCUUUGCCAGUAAAGCACUUGAAUGUACAUUUUGAUAAAGUUAGUCCAGAUGUAGAACCGCAACCAUCUAAUAAGCAAACACAUUUUGAUGAACACGUUUCGAGUACACAAAAUAAUACUCUAAAUGUUCUGGAAGAAUUAGACAGUGUUGCUGAACCAACGACCUCGAUUUCUAAAUUUAAAGAAAUUCCAAUAAAAUCGACUACCACUUGUUCGAUAUCCACCAAAUCGAUCGAUGUAUCACAAGUUCAAGAAAAAAUACUCAGUAAUCCUUCCGAAAAGUCUGACGAUUAUUUGGCAUUGAUACAAUCUACGGCUAAAUUUGUAUGCCCAGUAUGCAAUGUGUAUAUAACCAAGGAAGAGCAAUCUUUCCGCAAACACUUGUUAAUAGAAAUUAAUUGCAAGCUAUGGAAAUGUCUGGAAUGUUUCAUGAUCAGUGAUUCGGUAGACAAAAUAAAAUCACAUGUAAUAAAACACAGACUCGAAAAGCAGAAGUAUGAAAAAAUUGAUAGUUUAAAUAAAAAUAUUUGGAUCGAUCGGAUUAUUGAUUAUCAAAAUAUUCUUAUUGAAUAUGUACUGCUUAGAAAAAACAAUCAACAUACUGAUUUUGAUGAUCAAAAUGGAGCCAAUAGCCAAAAUGGUAACGAUCAAUCCAAAUAG